Manduca sexta (tobacco hornworm) is the source of this 753-nucleotide messenger RNA. RefSeq names its product brain-specific homeobox protein homolog. Gene Ontology annotation, biological process: regulation of DNA-templated transcription. Bases 4 to 753 code for a protein of 249 amino acids. The transcript has 5 exons. Gene Ontology annotation, molecular function: DNA-binding transcription factor activity, RNA polymerase II-specific; DNA binding. NCBI's taxonomy places the organism in Eukaryota, Metazoa, Arthropoda, Insecta, Lepidoptera, Sphingidae. The record is from RefSeq and is a predicted model, not a curated record.
AUAAUGGAUCACGAAACACGAAGUGAUUCACCAACCGACACCAACCGGCAGGAACAUUCAAAAACAUCUUUUUUAAUCGAAGACAUACUCUACAGAGGCCAAGACACUAGGUUUAAACCGCCAAUGACGGUUGAAAGGAGGCUAGAAUACGAACCUAAACCUUUUUUCUCCGUACCUAAUGAAAUAAGGCCGCAUGUACAAGCCAGAGAAGGGUCGUAUCUUCAAGUGGCUAUGGGGGCUUUAGGCGCAUAUUUACAUACCCCAAAUACAUAUAAGGCUAUGGAAGCUCCUUAUUUCUUGUCUCAAGGCGUGCCGUACCACGCGCUCUUCACUCCGUCGGAUCUAUCGUUGUCGGCGCUGAAGCACUGCCGUCGGAGGAAAGCCAGGACUGUGUUCUCCGAUCCGCAACUUACAGGUUUGGAGAAGCGUUUCGAGUCCCAGCGAUACUUGUCCACACCUGAGCGUGUGGAGCUGGCAGGAGCCCUCAACCUCUCGGAGACGCAAGUCAAGACCUGGUUCCAGAACCGGCGCAUGAAGCACAAGAAACAGAUGAGGAAACAGCAGCAGCAAAGAGGCGUCACCACACCCGUUGAUUUUACAACCAAACACCAGCAACCCAUCGUCGAGUGUCGAAAGACACAAGAAGAUUCUCGAAUGUCAACGACGCAAACAUCGGAUUCUGACAGCGAGCAUAGUGACAGCGACAUCGAUAUAGUCGGAGAAUCGAAUUAUACACAACACUAUAACACGUAA